AUGCCCUCUCCGUCGGAUUCAAGCAGCGUGGCUUCGAUGUCGGGGUCCCGGGUUUUGUCCGGUAGCAGGAGAGGCAUGUCAGCCAGGAGUAGCGCGAGGGUGCUGCUCUAUCUCGGCUUGUGUCACCUCGGGCUUGGCGCCAUGGUGCUGGCGUUUAGUUUCACCAGCCUUGCGUUCACCUCGUCACCGCGCGUCAGGCAGUCCUGCCCGUUUUGGGCUGGUUUCUUCGUUGUGGCCUCUGGAAUAGUUGGUGUGAUUUCUUGGAGACGACCCUUCACAUUAGUGGUGUCUCUGUUCAUGCUGCUAUCUGCAGUAUGUGUUAUUCUUAGUUUGGCCGGUUCCAUGCUCUCCUGUCAGAAUGCUCAGAUGGUCAAAUCUUACCUCACCUGUCAGGUAGAGAAUGGCUUAUGCAUAUGCUGUGAUCCUAAGCAGAUGUGUUCUCUGAAUCAGGAUGAAACGCUAGUUCUCUACCUUCACGCUGACUGCCACUCUGUACGCCACCAGCUCAAGGACUUGCUGUUCAGUGCCUGUGGUCUCAGUAUUCUCUCCACCAUUGUCUGCACUCUAUCAACUGUUACGUGCAGCAUCCACAUCUUCUCUCUGGAUUUACUGCAUCUAUUGAUUCCUCAUCGCUCUCGCUCUGUUAACCCAGAAUGCACCACUCCUCAGGAUGCGUUUCUGACCAAUAUGAUGGACUUUGAGGAAUUUGUCCCACCCAUCCCUCCGCCCCCUUAUUAUCCGCCGGAGUAUACAUGCAGCUCUGAGACAGACGCUCAGAGUAUAACAUACAAUGGCUCAAUGGAGAGUCCGGUGCCACUUUACCCAACUGACUGCCCUCCUCCCUAUGAGGCUGUGAUUGGCCAACAAGCAACCAGUCAAGUUACAGUAACGGAUACGAAUGCUGGCGAGCUGUCUGGUGAGAGAGGGACAUCUACAGGGUUCAGUGGAGAGGUGUCCAUGGACAGCGGCUCUUUGCUCAUGUCUGAGAUAGUGGACAUUCCAGACGACAGCUCUCCCUCUGAAGAUUCCUGUCUUUUGGAGGUGGGGGUUGGCAUACGGUCACGGGGGGCCAGUGAAGGCGGGGAGGGGGGAGAGUAUGUGAACCAUCGCUAUUCAGCCAGCCACCCCUCAGAGGGUUCGGUGGUAGGUCCCCACCCCAGACGCUGCUUUAGGGGGGAGAGAUCCAACUCCUGCUCCUCACCAAGCACCUAUAACACCUCCACCUAUAGAUCUCCUGUGUUGCGGCGUCAGGCUUUGUUGGCCAGUAGUUGCUCUCAGUUGGAAAUGAUAAGAGGCACUGGUUCCCAGCGCUGCUCCAUCCCAGAAAUCCGAAUUCGCCUGUGCGAACCUUACCGUCGGGGCUCCGCCUCUGAUUCCACUGCCCCGCCCACUGAGGCCUCUCUAGCUCCCACCCAAGACUGUUAUGGUCAAGCAGCACCUGCUCUCACAGCCCAAUCAGGUGUCAAUCAAAGAGGUGGGCGGGACAGGAGUGACAGCAACAGUCUCUUCCCCCUUGUGAGAUCGCACAGUGAGCCAGGACUCAGCUCAUCCACCGACACAGGUGAAUUCACUGGCUCAGGAUACAGUAAAGGAGUCAGCGAGGGUGGGUCCCAGACUUCCACAGACACAGGUAAGAGAUCUGAAGCUUACCUGUUGCCUCGUACUUCGCUGGCACCACAAAGCAGCUCUCUUCCCCGUAAGGGUAGUGCAAAGGCCACGACUGGGCAACUGCCCUCCAAACCUCCCCCCGCCAACUCCCUGCGUCUUCCCAAAGACUGUGCCCGCUCACUGGGUGACCUCAAGGUGACCAGAGUUUUGGUGGCACGUUUUCUGCAGCGUUCCAAACGGAACCUUGCGCCUGCCAACGAGCAUGCUGGGAAUUUUAGUCAGGGAGGGAAGAGGAGAGCAGGCGGGGAGGGCAGUAUACCCUUUGAACAGGUGCUGCGUAACUCCUGGGGAUCCAGCAGGGGGCAGCAGUACCAGCAGCACGCCCACCAUCACCGCCGCGGACACCACCACUCCCACAGCGACAGUCGGUACAACGCCCGUCGCCGCGACGACGACCCGGUGAGGGCGGAGGGCAUUCACCUGCGCAGCUGCGGGGAUCUCAGCUUCACGUCCGUGCCCUCUCUCCGCAGGCAGUUCCCAACCCCGCACGGAUCGUCCGGAGCCCUGUACUCAGAGUCCGCCCUCUGA
Molecule: messenger RNA, 2196 nt
Organism: Chanos chanos (milkfish)
Lineage: Eukaryota; Metazoa; Chordata; Actinopteri; Gonorynchiformes; Chanidae
Gene: entrep3
Product: family with sequence similarity 189 member B
Exons: 14
Coding region: 1-2196 (731 amino acids)
Cellular component (GO): membrane
Source: RefSeq, a predicted model, not a curated record